AUAUUUCCACAGAAAACUUUAUUCAUUUUCAUAUAAACAUAACCUUUUAGCAGGUUUGGUGUAAACGAACAAAAAUAAUCAAACAACGCUUAGUUUAGUGUUUGAUUAUGCCAACAUUAUACACAGAUAUACGUUAUUUAUAAAAUAAUAUUACUGGAAAAUUUGAUCAUAAUGAAUUCAAGGGAUUAAGAAUCUUUUUUAAUGAGUUUGAUGACUAUACGCUUCAUCUCAGGUCUCAUCCGAUUUUAUUUUCCUUUUUCAGAAAAAAAAAACGAAAUUCAACUAUAAAUAACGCGAGUCGUCUUGUAGUUUGGAAUUUUCUCCACCAACUACAACUGCAAGUUUGCAACAUAUCCCUCUCUCUCCUUCCCUAACCUACCAAAAUCAGGUAGUAAUAUGCUACAACACGGAGCCGCCGCCAUGGAGGCCGGAGUAGCAGCAGCUGACAUGGCCGGCGUAAGGAAGAGAGAAAGACCAUACAAAGGGAUAAGGAUGAGAAAAUGGGGAAAAUGGGUGGCGGAGAUUCGGGAGCCCAACAAACGUUCAAGGCUAUGGCUCGGCUCUUACUCUACCCCAGAGGCGGCGGCGCGUGCAUACGACACGGCGGUUUUCUACCUGAGAGGACCUACCGCAACGCUCAAUUUUCCGGAGCUUAUACCGAGCAUCGAGAAAUCCUCAGUCGAGGACAUGUCGGCGGCAGCGAUCAGGAGAAAGGCAACGGAGGUCGGAGCUGAAGUAGACGCGUACGGGAUGGCGGUGAUGAACAGCAAACGGCGCCGCGUUUUUGGUCAGAAGUGUGACUAUGUUGGCGGGUUAUUGGAGCGGGUUGACUUGAACAAGUUACCUUACCCGGAAAAUCAGGAUAAUGAUGUGGUGGGAAAAUAAGAGUACUGUUUUUAUUAAAAAUAGUCGAAAGAAGCUAUCUUACAACGGUGCCUGUUGCUAUCGUACGCGGUAAACCGGGGCUGAUGUUUCGUCCUUGGCAUGAUUGAUAUGACUUUCUUGUAAUAUGUAUCGAUUGUUUGAUAAACAUUAGAGUACCAAUUUAAUGGAUGUCUAAUCCUUGUAUCAUAAUCACAUAACGUUAUUAAGAAGUUCAUUA
This is a messenger RNA of Brassica napus (rape), 1102 nucleotides long. RefSeq names its product ethylene-responsive transcription factor ERF011. The record is from RefSeq and is a predicted model, not a curated record. The transcript has a single exon. NCBI's taxonomy places the organism in Eukaryota, Viridiplantae, Streptophyta, Magnoliopsida, Brassicales, Brassicaceae. Gene Ontology annotation, molecular function: DNA binding; DNA-binding transcription factor activity. The coding region runs from base 397 to 885 and encodes 162 amino acids. Gene Ontology annotation, biological process: regulation of DNA-templated transcription.